Messenger RNA from Callorhinus ursinus (northern fur seal), 2837 nucleotides. NCBI's taxonomy places the organism in Eukaryota, Metazoa, Chordata, Mammalia, Carnivora, Otariidae. The record is from RefSeq and is a predicted model, not a curated record.
GAGGGGAAGUGGCCAUGCAGUGCCCGCCUGUCACUGGUUUUUGCUGUUCAGUGCGCCUCCCCGCCCCCCACUGCUUUCUCUGCCCAGCUAGCCCCGCCUACUCCCAGACCAGUCCAAACUCCAGACCUGGUUGAGACACUCUGAACUGCCCUGGAUGGGCACCAGGGCAGUCUUUGGGUGAAAAGAGCAAUGUGCUGCGAAUAGACCAUGCUGCUGGACCGACUUCGCGUGCGGCUGAACGCCGUGGUCUGUGGGCUCCUGCUUUUCCUCGUCCUGGGCCAGGGCCAGGACUCUGCCAGCCCCAUCCGGACCACACACACCGGGCAGGUGCAGGGGAGCCUCGUCCAUGUAAAAGAUACUGAUGUGGGAGUCCACACCUUCCUGGGAAUUCCCUUUGCCAAGCCGCCUCUAGGGCCCCUGCGAUUUGCACCCCCCGAGCCUCCUGAACCUUGGAGUGGUGUAAAGGAUGGGACCUCCCACCCAGCCAUGUGUCUGCAGAACAUCACUACCAUGAAUGCAGUGGUUUUGAAACUGUUGAAUAUGACCCUGCCUUUCACCUCCAUGUCCGAAGACUGCCUUUACCUUAACAUUUAUACACCUGCCCACGCCCAUGAAGCUUCCAGUCUGCCGGUGUUGGUGUGGAUCCACGGUGGCGGGCUUGUGAUGGGCAUGGCUUCCCUAUAUGAUGGCUCUGUGCUGGCGGCCUUUGAGAAUGUGGUGGUAGUCACUAUCCAGUACCGCCUGGGUCUGCUGGGCUUCUUCAGCACUGGAGACAAGCACGCACCUGGAAAUUGGGGCUACCUGGAUCAAGUGGCCGCGCUACGCUGGGUCCAGCAAAAUAUUGCCUAUUUUGGAGGAGACCCUGGCCAUGUCACCAUUUUUGGCGAGUCCGCGGGUGGCACAAGCGUGUCCUCCCAUAUCGUGUCCCCCAUGUCCCAAGGACUCUUCCAUCGUGCCAUCAUGGAGAGCGGUGUGGCCCUGUUGCCUGGUCUCAUUGUCAGCUCAUCCAAUGAGGUCUCCAUGAUGGUGGCCAACCUGUCUGCCUGUGGCCAGGUUGACUCAGAGGCCCUUGUGGGCUGCCUGCGGGGCAAAACUGAAGAGGAGAUUCUGGCCAUCAGCCAGCCCUUCAUGGUCAUCCCUGGCGUAGUGGAUGGGACCUUCCUGCCCAGGCACCCCCAGGAGCUUCUGGCCUCCGCUGACUUUCAACCUGUCCCCAGCAUCAUUGGUGUCAACAACGAUGAGUACGGCUGGUUCAUCCCCUCGACCAUGAACAUCUUUGACACCCAGAAGGAAUUGGACAGAGAGACGGUGAAGGCUAUCCUGCAGCAAGUGUCGACAAUGUUGACGUUGCCUCCUGAGUCUGUUGACCUGUUGAUGGAGGAGUACAUGGGGGACAGUGGGGACCCACAGAUCCUCCAAGCCCUGUUCUCUGAGAUGAUGGGGGACUGCAUCUUCGUGAUCCCUACACUCCAAGUAGCCAAUUUUCAGCGCUUACACGCCCCGGUCUACUUCUACGAGUUCCAGCAUCGGCCCAGCUUCCUCAAGGACAGCAAGCCGCCCCAUGUGAGGGCAGACCAUGGUGACGAGUUACUCUUUGUUUUCGGAACCCUCUCUUGGAGAGGCUACGUUGAAGUCACGGAGGAAGAAAAGCUGUUGAGCAGGAAGAUGAUGAAAUACUGGGCUAACUUUGCUCGAAAUGGGUCUCUCCAUCCAAGGGGGUCUCCUCUCGCCUUUUGGAAUUCUCCUUGCCAACCUUCCCCCAACUCACCGUGGGCAUCCACAUGAUCAGUUUCCCUGCUUACCCCAUUGCCUCCCCUAAACUUUUCCCUCCCUCACCUUAUCCGACCCCCCUCCCCCUGCCCGCAAAGGAAACCCUCUCAUACACAGGAUUUGAUCUCAGCCUGCAGAGAUACCAAAUUGUGUUCACUGGGCCUCUUUGCUCUACCAAAGCACUUUUUCUCUCAGAGGCUGUAUCCUUCUUCUCAUAGACCUAAGAGUCCUGCUAUGGCCCUGCCUCUGCCAACUUGCCCUCUCCAGGCACUAGACUCUCCAGGAGGAAAGCCCCCUUCCUUCCCUCCACUGCCUGUAAGCCCAACCACAGAGCCUCUGGAAGUGGGGUCUGAAGGAUGGACACUGGCCACCAGAUGGCAGACAAGGGUAACCUUAAGCCUGGGCCCUCUUGAACUAGAGGGGGGGGGGCUUUCCUUUUAAGGGGCACUGGAGCAUAAGGCUUCUCCUGCAUCCUGAAAGCAUUUAUUGAGCACCCACUGCAUGCAUGUCUCUGUAUGGUUUUCAGUCCUGCAGAUGCACAAUAUACUUUCCAAAAGUGGGUUCCCAGUAUUAGUUUUUUAGUCAUCUUAUUUUUUAAACAGUUUUGUUGUGGAAUAAUUUACAUACAAUUGAAUUCCUUUAGAUGUACGGUUUCACAAAGUUGGCUAAAUAUAUAAGACAGACAUGACCUGAGGCGAAGGCAGACGCUCAACCGACUGAGUCAUCCAGGGGCCCCUCAAGUUUUAGAAUGUUUCUAAACUCCAAAGAGUUCCUUUGUGCCCCUUUGUAGUCAGGCAGUGCCCUGACCCUGGUCCCACACAGCCACCAAACUGCCUUCUAUUGCUAUAGUUUGCCUUUUCUAGAAUGUCAUAGAAAUGGAAUCAUUUAUUACUGGUUUCUGUCAUUUAACAUAAUGUUUCUGAGAUUCAACCAGAAUCUUUUUUGCUGCAAAGUAGUAUGCCACACAUGGUAUGCUACAUUUUUUUCCCGUUCACCAAUUAAUGGACGUUUGCGUGAUUUCUAUUUUUUGGCUUUAUUAAAGUUGCUGUGAACAUUUUCAGACAGGU